This is a messenger RNA of Aspergillus nomiae NRRL 13137, 822 nucleotides long. RefSeq lists its product as uncharacterized. Lineage: Eukaryota; Fungi; Ascomycota; Eurotiomycetes; Eurotiales; Aspergillaceae. The record is from RefSeq and is a predicted model, not a curated record. The coding region runs from base 1 to 822 and encodes 273 amino acids. The transcript has 4 exons.
AUGACUGCUAUAACUGUUGGUGUUAUCGGGGCAACUGGCAACGCAGGCCAGACGGUGGUUAAUGGUUUACUGUCUUCACCAAUAGCUUUCACUAUCACAUCCUUCACCCGAGAAUCCUCCGUGAAUCGCCAGGAAAAUCAAAGGCUCAAAGCAAAGGGUGUUUGCAUUGUCGGCUACGAUCUAAGCGGUCCUCAUCAAAAGCUCGUUGACCAAUUAAAGAAUAUCGAUAUUCUUAUCUCCUGUAUAAAUUGGGAACAUCUCGACUUGCAGCUUCCUUGGAUCAAAGCCGCAAAGGAGGCUGGGGUGAAACGUUUUGUUCCCUCGGAAUGGGUAGGACCAUGUCCUAAAGGUGUCCACUGGAUCAAAGACCAUAAACUUGAAAUCCUAGGCGCAAUUCAACGGGCACGUCUACCGUAUACUGUUAUUGAUGUCGGUUGUUGGUAUUCAGUCUUUGUCCCUAAGGUCCCGUCCGGCAAGUCAGAUAAGGCUCAUAUGCCCUAUAUUGAUCACCGUAUCGUGGAGGAUGGAAACCAGAAAUUCGCCUUGAUUGAUAUAGCAGAUGUUGGCAAGUAUGUUGCUCAGAUUGUGGCAGAUCCUAGGACUAUCAACAAGCAUGUGUUUGCAUACACAGAGGUGCUCAGUAUGAAUGAAAUCUGGAACACCAUGGCCAUAGGCACGGGCGAAGAACCGGAGAAGGACUACGUGUCGUUGGCAGAUAUCCACGAGAUCAUCGAGACUUGCCGAAAAAGACUCGAGAGUAGUCUUCAUACAAUGCAGCAUCCAGAUAAUAUUAUGGACUGUGCGAAUUACAAUAUGGGGUAA